Puccinia triticina is the source of this 981-nucleotide messenger RNA. RefSeq lists its product as uncharacterized. Lineage: Eukaryota; Fungi; Basidiomycota; Pucciniomycetes; Pucciniales; Pucciniaceae. The transcript has 3 exons. The record is from RefSeq and is a predicted model, not a curated record. The coding region runs from base 1 to 981 and encodes 326 amino acids.
AUGGAACAGUACAAGAAAGCCAUGGAACGAGCGCGAAGGUCGAGGGAGAUUUCCCUCUUCGCCGAUGUCGUGGAGGGUUUGAUUGAUAAGCACAGCUUCGAACCCGAUAGGCAUCCUAGUACUACGCCAGGCAAGAAAGACCAAACUCUAACGCACUUGACCGGAAAAGUUCCAAUCCUAUAUUCCGGGACCUUUCGAGCUUUAUACAAUGCUGCUCUAUGGGAAUUGUUGUUGCUAACGCGGAUUCCUGGGUUUUUGGGGAGGCACGCGAUUGGUGGAAAGAAAUGGAGAGGAGCAUAUGUAGCUUAUUCCCACGAUAUAAUCGAUGAGACAAUCGACUGGUGCCAAAAAUCCGAUUGGGCUAUCAUCGAAGCAGCUUGGCUCUUGGUAUCCGAUUCAUUGGAUCAAGUCCUGGAGUCGAUGUUAACUAUCCAAACCAAGUACACCAUCCAAUCGACAGCAGCUGCUGAUCCGAACGAUAAUAGGGACCUCCACGAAAGAAACGCGCCAAGAGAACUGCCAAUUCAAGCGGCCAAGUCAGCCAUACCGCUCGUAAAACUAGCACGAAUCUUGGCCAAGAAAGCCUCGGAAACAAUCUUGAAGAAAAAACUAUCGGCCAUGGGACGUACAGAGCUUAACUCGGGGACGAUGAAGCAGUUGUACGAAGCCGCUGGAUCAAUGCUUAUCCCUCUAAGCUACCUCUCCUUCCUCUUACCCCAGAUUAGCCACUCAGCUCAAAUCGUCCGUAUUGAUGAUCAAAAUGAACUUCGAGCCACAGUCAACGAGCUGCCAAAUGAUAUGGAAUCCACUCUAAGCGCCCUAGAUUCUUACCUGAUUCCCCUUCUUCUUCAAAUUGAAGAUGAACCACCCGAAGAUCACUUGAAGUCUUUCUUUCCAACAUUAAAACAAUCCUGGGAUAAGGCUAGUGAUCACUUGAUGGAUGUUCUUUUAUCCUUUGAAGUUGAACGUAUAGCUAUUUGA